AUGACAACAAGAAAACAAACACCUAGUGAUUUUCUUAAACAAAUUAUAGGUCGACCAGUUGUUGUUAAACUUAAUAGUGGUAUUGAUUAUCGUGGUGUAUUAGCAUGUCUUGAUGGUUAUAUGAAUAUUGCAUUAGAACAAACAGAAGAAUAUAAUGGUGGACAACUUAAAAAUAAAUAUGGUGAUGCAUUUAUUCGAGGCAAUAAUGUUUUAUAUAUAUCGACUCAACGAAAGAAAUAA
Messenger RNA from Rotaria sordida, 240 nucleotides. NCBI's taxonomy places the organism in Eukaryota, Metazoa, Rotifera, Eurotatoria, Philodinida, Philodinidae. The record is from the annotation of a GenBank genome assembly.